This is a messenger RNA of Mizuhopecten yessoensis (Yesso scallop), 3824 nucleotides long. RefSeq names its product G-protein coupled receptor 161-like. Gene Ontology annotation, biological process: G protein-coupled receptor signaling pathway. The transcript has 2 exons. Gene Ontology annotation, molecular function: G protein-coupled receptor activity. The record is from RefSeq and is a predicted model, not a curated record. The coding region runs from base 1225 to 3201 and encodes 658 amino acids. NCBI's taxonomy places the organism in Eukaryota, Metazoa, Mollusca, Bivalvia, Pectinida, Pectinidae. Gene Ontology annotation, cellular component: membrane.
AGGAUUUCUUCUAGUGUAACGGAGUUUAACAGACUGUCACAUAGCUGUAAGGAUUUGGCCUAGUGUAACGGAGUUAUGCAAUGCGUUUCUGAUUAUAUAAAACAAUCCCAAAUGAAAACUCUAUAGUGUUGGAGGAGUCACGAAGGAAGGUUUAUAUUAAAACCUUAUGUAACGGAGUUUGACAGGCGGUCACAAUCCUACCAACACUGUGAAAUUUUGGAAGAAUCGCCCAUGGAUGUUUACAUUUCCUUUUAAUAAUCAAGUGUAUGUGUUUCCAACAUUUUCCUGGCAUUGAACUUUAAGAAAUGUCACCCUAACCAUGUACUUAGUGACAACAGUCGUGUGUAUGUCAUCAAGUGAAACACCGAUAACCUCUUACUGUAUUGUAAACACAUACGUGUAUGUAGCCGGAAGUUGUCAUCGCACGUUUGUCGCUUGUCCUUUCAAUCCCUACGCAUACUUUUAAAGUGAAUACCAUAAGUAACGAUUGACGCUGGUCGUAAGAACCAUCCGCAAUGACAACAAUACCAGGAAGACAUGUGUUAUUUCGUUACGUCAACUCUAACCAAGAGACAUUUGGCAGUGUUACCCAAAACUGAUCGUAGACCUAACGUGAGACCGAGGUGCUAUCCAAUUAACGAUCAAAACCUACACAAAAUAUAGUAUUGUCAUAACAGUAUAAACUUGACCAAAGAAAGGCCAGGCAAUCCGGUUCCUUCGUAUAUUCAUAAAGGCAAAAUAGCAGUGUCUUUGUGAUCAUUUUUACGUUCGGUAGUAACGUGCGAAAAUCUACCAUCGAAUUUUCUUAUGGGAAUAAAUAUAAAGAAUCAGUGUUAUUCCAUUAAAUAAUGACAAAUUUUGGGAAACCAUUUAUUGGAAAGGCAUUCACACACUUAACGGUUACCGGUACGUGUUGGCAAUGUACAUGUGAAAGUCGUUGGGUCGGAGUAUUCUACUGUGUGCUAUGAUCACUUUAGACUUUGCCCGUUAAAGAGCACCUAAUGCGAUGGUAUUAUAUUAUGCCUGGAAAUAUAAUACAUGGAGAUAUUAUGUGAUUAUGCGUUAUGUUGGGAGAAAAAUGAUCAAAUAGCGAUGCUACAUUAGGAAGCUACUUUGAAAUAUAUGUCUUACUUCUGAGUCAGCAUGCUGUAUUUUCUCAUUUUGGAAACCUAAUUACUUAGAAAUGUUACAAUCUGUGACAAAGAGGGAUUAUAAAAACUAGUCAUGCCAUACACGAACUGUAAUCUGACAGAGAGUGCGGACUGCGAACGAGAUGUCAAUGUAGGUAUCUCCGUGAUGGCUCUGUGUCUAGGAGUCAUUUUAGCCCUGUCGGUCGCAGCCAACGGGAUGGUAUGCUUCGUCUUUUACCGGAAGUCCAAUCUCUUAAGCAUCUCGAACAGCUUCGUUCUGAACCUGUCCUGCUCGGAGCUGGCGCUGUCCGUUUUGGUAUUGCCGUUCACCUUGACCUCCGUCUUCUCCUCGUCAGGUUGGAUAUUCAACGACAUUUGGUGCAAAAUUCAAGGAUUCAUCUUUAGUGUGUGUGUGUUCUCCAUACAGUUUUCCUUGAUGGUUAUCUCCCUUGACAGGAAUUAUGCCAUUAUAAACUCGCUUCGUUAUGUGAAUGUCUUUACACAGAAACUUGCUAAUAUACUGAUAGCCAUGUGCUGGUUGUUGAGUGUAGUGUUAGCGUCUCUGCCGUUGUUAAACUGGGGUUCGUAUGACUACAUACCAAACCAAUACACGUGUGCAAUAAACUGGGAGGUGUCUAGUGAGUUUCUCACCACAGUGUGUAUAUUAGUAUUCCUUCUCCCUCUCCUUGUCCAGGCAAUCUGCUAUCUGAGCAUUUUCAAAGCGGCGAUCAGCCACACAAAACGGUCGAGUCGAGUGUAUCCUUCAAUGCAAACGAGUUCUAUUAGAGGACUUACAAGUUCGGUCCAAGAUCCGCCGAGUGAUUCAUCGGAUAUUAGUGACGUUUCACAAAACGUUCAGGUGAAAUAUCAAAAUAUGGAGUGCAAGGCAGUGCGAACGAUCCUGCUGAUUGCUUUUACAUAUGCUAUUUGUUGGGUUCCAUAUAUGACGGUGUCGUUUUUAAGGCUCAGAUCAGUCACCAUAGUGUCCUACAGCGAUUCGCUCGCUGUCUGUUUUCUCUUCCUGACUGGGGUAAUCAACCCUGUUAUAUAUGUAUUCAUGAAUAGGGUAAUGCGAUUCGAGAUAAAUAAGUUUUUCUGUGGACCUAGUGGGAGAGAUUCGAGAAAAUCAAGCUCUGGCGAUGACAACGAUGACUUCUAUUCAACGACGACGAUGAGUGUAUCGAUACCAAAGACAACGACGACAUCGUCCUCUUCGAACAGUUGUCAAACUAGGUCAGGCGGAAAGAGCAGGAGGAUAGAAAUGAAAACUAUAAAAGAAGAGGAGGUAGAACUAGAAAAUGUUUUCAAACCCGGUCAAUUCCCUAAAAAGGCGGAAAACCCGUCGGAAGAAAUUGUAAAGGUUUCCGUGGAUAAAGAGGAACAAAAACCAGAAUUAUUUCUGAACCCUACUGAUUUAUAUCUUCAGAGAAAACGGAUACGAACAAAGCGUGAGCGGAUGAUGUCUAUACGCGAGGAGGCGUCAAUACCUAUCCAGGAGACACUCGAAUCUCCUGAAUGGCAGUACUUAGAGGACUUGGACCUGGCAUGGAAUCCUGCCAUCUCGAAAGAUUCACAGAUUCAGUACAGACGUCGUCGAUCGCGAAUAAAUUCCUUAGGGGCCAGGAAAGACGAAACAUUUUCUAGGAAAAAUCGAGAUAGUGGAUCAUUCCUGUAUUUUGAACAUUUUAGUCCAAGCAAGGGACAACAUGGACAGAAUCGCCGAUCAGGGCGCGGCCUAUCGGUCGAUGAAGCAUUAUUUAGGUUCGACAAUUUUCCUCGGAGUAAACAAAACAGACAUCACAGCCUCUAUGAGGGUAUGCAAACUUCGAUAACUGUACCAAUGCCAGAUUUAGAAUCCUGUCGUCCACACGUUUCUGAUCACGCACAAAACGGUAAUGCCGGUUCUUCGGUCGAGUUAGGUCGAGAAUGCAAUACUGGUUCAGAUCCUGAACUCAACCGGAAGACACCGUCAACAUCAAAUCACGUGACACAGACAUCAAUCAAAGAUGGUAACUCAACGCAUCUUAUACAUGUGUCUCCACAACCAAAGCGAAAUUGUUUGUCUGCUUAAACCUAUUAACUUGUCAUUUUCUAUCAAACAAUAAAAGUAUCGGAUUUUUUAAUGAAACAGGCAGCCACUUGUUUUUAAUCAAGUGUUUAUUUUGGGUAACCAAUGUAAUUUGAAAUCACAGUCUUAAGGUAAAUGUCAUGUAGAGUAGAAGUCUGGGGUGUAUUACCUACUAGUUUAAGGUAAUCCUUCUCCAGAUAUACAUUAAACGUACAAAUGUGUCUCGUUUUUAUGAUGCAUUUAAGAUAAUGAAUUUACCACUGCAAGUUUUAUUUUUACCUCCAAAUGGUAUGUCUCCCUGCCUAAAAAAUAAAAUAGUGAUACAAAAUUAAAUUUCGUUAUAUUUACUGGACAGCGCCUUCAUUAACGAGGUCAACUUUUUGUGUUCUUUUGUUCUUAACAAAAAUCAACAGUGUUUUCAUUUCCCUCAGCAUUGUAGAGACAUAUAAGUCUAUUUAUUUUUCAGAAGAACAGCCAACUUAUGAGGUUCAAUUUUCGCGCGUUUGUGCAGUUUCUUUAUUCGUGAAGCCAUAUACAUUAUUCGGCCUCCGUUUCUCUGCUCAAUCACUUUAAUAAAUCUUAAAUAAAUUCCGAUGUUUUGGAUGGACUAUGGAAAUUAAAAACCG